Messenger RNA from Bipolaris zeicola 26-R-13, 468 nucleotides. RefSeq lists its product as uncharacterized. The record is from RefSeq and is a predicted model, not a curated record. The transcript is spliced from 2 exons. The coding region runs from base 1 to 468 and encodes 155 amino acids. Lineage: Eukaryota; Fungi; Ascomycota; Dothideomycetes; Pleosporales; Pleosporaceae.
AUGGCGGGCUCCACGCAUUUCUUAAAGACCAUUCUCGUACCGCUCUUCCUUGCCGCCAUCCUCUAUGUCCUGCUCGCCCUUAUCAUCCUGCCCUUUGUGCGCCGCCACCGCAGCCGCUACAGCCAGUACCUGCCUGUGACCCCAGGCGUCACCGACUUCCCAACCUCUUGGCGCACAAAACUCUCCGACGCGCUAUACGGCCUGUUUGCUCCUUCGGCCUGGGUGAGACAGCGCGGCAUCGUCCACGGAAAUAGCCAAAACGACGACGAGCUUUUUGACGACGAAGAGGGCGAGGGCAUGGUCGGCUUUGAUCCCAUUGACGAGAGGAGGAGAGAGGCCCUCGAGCAGCGCAGAAGCAUGAUGGACGACGAGAUUCGUCUUGGCAGGGACCUCGAGGAAGGCUUCAAGGACGACAGCGAGGAUGAGAGCGAUGACGACACCCGCCCUUCUCGCUCACGGCACCCAUGA